This is a messenger RNA of Notothenia coriiceps (black rockcod), 3458 nucleotides long. It is a transcript of the gene myo1hb, whose product is annotated as myosin IHb. Gene Ontology annotation, biological process: actin filament-based movement; actin filament organization; endocytosis. The coding region runs from base 1 to 3078 and encodes 1025 amino acids. NCBI's taxonomy places the organism in Eukaryota, Metazoa, Chordata, Actinopteri, Perciformes, Nototheniidae. The transcript has 31 exons. Gene Ontology annotation, molecular function: ATP binding; actin filament binding; microfilament motor activity. Gene Ontology annotation, cellular component: myosin complex; cytoplasm; microvillus. The record is from RefSeq and is a predicted model, not a curated record.
AUGGAGGCCUCGCUGACAGCCCGGGACCGUGUGGGCAUCCAGGAUUUUGUUCUCUUGGACCCCUACACGAGUGAGACUGCCUUCCUGGAGAACCUGAAGAAACGCUUUCAUGAGAAUCUCAUUUAUACCUACAUUGGAACUCUCUUGGUGUCGGUCAACCCGUAUAAAGACUUCGAUAUCUACAGCAAGAAGCAAAUGGACAUUUACAUGGGCGUAAACUUCUUUGAGCUGCCACCUCAUAUUUAUGCACUGGCAGACAACGUCUUCCGCACCAUGCUGUCUGAGUUCAACAACCACUUCAUCCUGAUCUCGGGGGAGAGCGGGGCCGGCAAAACUGAGGCCUCAAAGAAAAUCCUGCAAUUCUACGCAGUCAGCUGUCCGAGCACCAAACUCCUGAACAACGUCCGGGACAGGCUGCUGCUCUCCAACCCAGUUCUCGAGGCUUUCGGAAAUGCCAAAACCCUGAAGAAUGACAACUCAAGCCGCUUUGGGAAAUACAUGGACAUCCAGUUCGACCACCAGGGUGGUGCAGUCGGUGGUCACGUCCUCAGUUACCUGCUUGAGAAGUCACGUGUUGUCCACCAGAACCACGGAGAGAGAAACUUCCACAUCUUCUAUCAGCUGGUGGAGGGAGGAGAGGAAGAUCUGCUGCGCUGGCUCGGCCUGGAAAGAAACUGCCAGCACUACAGGUACCUGGUGCAGGGUGAUUGUGCCAAAGUCAGCUCUAUCAAUGAUAAAAGUGACUGGAGGACGGUUCGAAAAGCCCUCUCUGUCAUUGAGUUCAGCGAGAAUGAUAUUGAGCAGCUGUUUGGAAUAAUUGCUAGUGUGCUCCAUCUGGGAAACAUCAAGUUUGAAGCGAAUGAACGAGGAUACGCCUCUCUCAACAACAACAACCAGGAGAUGAACUGGGUGUCAAAGUUGCUGGGGAUUCCUACUCAGGUGCUACAACAGGGCCUAACCCACAGGAAGAUCGAAGCCAAAGCAGAGGAGGUGUUCAGUCCCUUCUCUGUGGACCAUGCAGUGUAUGCCAGGGAUGCCCUCGCCAAAGCCAUCUAUGGCCGCACUUUCAACUGGCUGGUCAACAAGAUCAAUGAGUCUUUAGUUAACAAGGAUUCCUCCAGGAAAACAGUAAUUGGUCUUUUGGACAUCUAUGGUUUUGAGGUUUUCAACGUGAACAGCUUUGAGCAGUUUUGCAUCAACUACUGCAACGAGAAGCUGCAGCAGCUUUUCAUCCAGCUGACCCUCAAGUCAGAGCAGGAGGAGUAUGAGAUGGAGGGGAUUGAAUGGGAAUCAGUACCAUUUUUCAACAACAAGAUCAUCUGUGAUCUUGUGGAGGAGAAACACAGAGGCAUCAUCUCUCUAUUGGACGAGGAAUGUCUGCGUCCUGGAGAGGCCACAGAUCUCACCUUCCUGGAGAAGAUGGAGGAGAAGAUCGCUGGUCAUCCUCAUUUUGUCACACAUAAACUUGCCGACCAGAAGACGAGGAAAACCCUGGACAGAGGAGACUUCCGCCUCCUGCACUACGCUGGGGAGGUGACAUACUGUGUUGUUGGAUUCUUGGACAAAAACAAUGAUCUCUUGUAUCGAAAUGGGAAAGAGGUCAUGCGACAGUCCAAAAAUGCUAUCAUCAAACUCUGUUUUCCUUCAACUGAGCCGGACAGCAAGAGGAGACCUGAAACUGUGGUGACUCAGUUUAAGAGCAGCCUGGUGGGCUUGACUGAGAUCCUCAUGUCCAAAGAGCCCUGGUACGUCCGCUGCAUUAAACCCAAUGAAGCCAAGCAGCCAGGACGCUUUGAUGACGUGUUGGUGAGACAUCAGGUGAAGUACCUCGGGCUGAUGGAGCACCUGAGGGUCAGGCGUGCCGGGUUUGCCUACCGACGCAAAUACGAGAUCUUCCUCCAGAGAUAUAAGGCUCUGUGUCCGGACACCUGGCCAAACUGGAAAGGUACGGCAGCAGAAGGAGUGCACUGCCUGGUCAAACACAUGGGCUACACACCUGAUGAGUACAAGAUGGGCAGGACAAAGAUUUUCAUCCGACACCCGAAAACUCUGUUUGCAACAGAAGACGCCUUUCAGGUCUGCAAACACAGGCUGGCAACAAGGAUUCAGGCCAAGUACAAAGGCUACAGAGUGAAGGGGGACUACCUGAGACAGAGAGAGGCUGCCACUAAGAUUGAGACCUGCUGGAGAGGAAUGCUAGCCAGAAAGGAGCGGGACAAGAGGUCAUGGGCUGUUAAAGUCAUUCAAAAGUUCAUUAAAGGUUUCAUGACAAGAAAUCAGGCCGUUUCCGUUGACAACAUUGAGUACCUGGCGUAUGUGCGCCAGAACUACCUCACACGGCUGAAGGACAACCUUCCCAAAACAGUCUUGGAAAAAGACUCUUGGCUCACCUCUCCGCCUAUAAUGCAGGAGGCUGCUCAGCUGUUGAAGAAGCUGUACAUUCGCCUCAUGGUACGGAAGUACGUUCGAGGGAUCACUCCACAGAGGAAAGCACAGCUUCUGUUAAAAGCACAGACAAGCUCCAUGUUCAAAGGAAAAAAAGAAAGCUACCCCUCCAGUGUGGGCAGACCAUUCAUGGAUACCAGGAUAGGUGCAGAGGACAUGAGCAUUAAAGUGCUUCAGAUGAUUCGGCACGAGCAAAUCAAGUACAGCGUGCCGGUGGUGAAGUACGACAGGAACGGGUUCAGGCCUCGUUUCCGGCAGCUCAUCCUCACCAAGGAAGCCGCCUACCUGGUGGAGGAGACCAAGAUCAAGCAGCGGAUGGAUUACAUCUCUCUGAAAGGUGUGUCCGUCAGCAACCUGAGUGACAACUUCCUGAUCCUGCAUGUUGCAUGUGAUGACAUGAAGCAAAAGGGGGAUCUGGUUCUGCAGAGCGACUACCUGUUUGAGGCCCUGACCAAGCUCAGUCUUAUUGCCAACAAGCAGAACUCCAUCAAAGUGGUCCAGGACAGUGUGCGUUUUGACAUCCAGCCUGGCAGAGAGGGGUUUGUGGACUUCAAGAGUGGCCAGGAGUCCAUGGUGUACAGGGCGAAGAACGGACACUUGAUGGUGGAGUCUACAAAAACCAAGUCCAGAUGAUGCUGCCAGUAAUAUGCGAUGACGUUGGUGCAAAUCUUUAGUAACAGCCGAGUUUGUUCUGUAAUCCCUCUCCAUGGUUGUUGCCAAUUGUGUUUCAUGUCAGCUGGUUUUUACUUUUUGCAUCUUUAUGACAAUGUUAUCCAAUCAUGUAAAUGCAAAUAUUACACUGCCAAUAUCCAAGUUGUAGAGAGCAGAACCCAAGCUAAUAGUAGAGCCUAUAUUCAUUUCUUAAGAGUAGAGUUUAAAGUAUCUUUAAGUGAACAAACUGAUCCCUGCGAAAAAAUCAUGGAAAUCAACCAUCCUUAAUGAAUAGAAGCACUUGUUUGUAAUCUUUCUUUGUAUUAAAUGUAUCGGAAAUUAUCAUAGAAGAAAAUUACUUA